Messenger RNA from Heterobilharzia americana, 186 nucleotides. The record is from the annotation of a GenBank genome assembly. Lineage: Eukaryota; Metazoa; Platyhelminthes; Trematoda; Strigeidida; Schistosomatidae.
AUGGACCGAAAACCAACAAAACAAACUGUGCAAUUCAAGGAACUCCCAGAUAUUUUAUAUGGAAACAAACAAACCAAUAAAUGUAUUCUGAUAGAAAAUCUCUUUCUUUUCUUCUUAUUUCCCACCAACGGAAACAUAACAUUUGGAAAGUUUCAUUGUUUUACACUUAAAAAAAUUAAAACGUGA